AUGGAUUUCCGAGUUGUGACCAUCACCUAUAAUGUGAAUAUGCAACGUGCUGAUGAGGAUGACAUUAAGAAACUCCUUUCACCGGCCUUAGCGGUGAAUCCGAGCGUCUUAGUUAUUGGAAUGCAGGAGGUUGCUCAUGGAGAGACGGUUGUUGGCGGUACGACAGUCACCUGGCAGCGACAAAUGUUCGAAUGGGUGAAAACAAAGAACGGAGGUUUAGUGCUGCUCACAAAAACACAUCAAAUGACGAAUCAAGUGACCACAUUUUGUAGAGAUCAGCUUCGAAGCACCAUGGGUGGGCUCACUGGACACAAAGGAUCUAUUGGUAUCAAAAUUUCAUUCCAAAAUCGAACGGCAAUUGUGUUUGUUGACAGUCAUUUCGUUCAUGACGUGUUUGCCUAUGAUAGGAGGAUUGCGCAAUUUCAUUCAAACAAAGUUUGCUGUUUUCCUGAAGAUCCUGAAGUGAAGGCAGUCUUCUGGUUGGGUGACCUGAACUUUCGCGUGGAAAAAGAAGCAGAGGAGGUGAUGGAGCUAAUCAAAUCUAACGCUGUACUUGGCUUAUUGAAUACCGACGAACAACUGAAACGAGCUGUACAGAAGGGAGAGGCGUUUGUUGGAUUUGAAGAACAAGCGCUCUCUUUUCCACCGACUUACAGACUUUACGUCGGUACAACUGAGUACGAUUUGAGACGUACGCCGUCGUGGUGUGAUCGCGUCUUGUACAAGGGUGACAUUAUUUCGCCGGUUAGCUAUAUCUCUAACCAGGAAGUACUUGUGAGCGAUCAUUUUCCUGUACAGGCUGUUUUCGAUGUGAAGAUUUCCCAUUUGUCGAACCUCACCUGGGAUUGUCUAUUCGAACAUCUACCUACAUGGUAUACGACUGUCCCACUAAUUGGACGGUUCCAACUUCUUAACAAUUAUUGGACAUCUUGUGGUAGUUACCUAGACUGGAUCGGCGUUUAUCCGGCGACAAUCGAUGACUGUACCUCCCCAUUCCGAUGGCUGUGGAUAGUAACUUGCGGUGAGCAGGUGGUUCAUGGUCAGAAGUACAUCGUUUGCGAAUUUGUCCCUUUGCCAGAAGGGAACUACCGACUUGGUUACUUCAGUCACUACAGCAACUGCCUGAUAGGAUUGUCGAAAUCAUUUAGAGUAGUAGAACAACCAUCGAAAUAG
Molecule: messenger RNA, 1173 nt
Organism: Angiostrongylus costaricensis
Lineage: Eukaryota; Metazoa; Nematoda; Chromadorea; Rhabditida; Metastrongylidae
Source: the annotation of a GenBank genome assembly